GUCAUUUUAACGCCCGCCAUGUAUCUGGUAGCUAAAUACCAACAAUUUCGACGAGCGCAAAUAGAGAAUAAUCUGAAAAAGAAAGCAGAAAAGGAAUUGCAAAAGCUAAAUGAGAAGAUCGACAAACUUCUGGUCAAACUAGAUGCUAAACAAGCAACCGAUGACGAAGAAGGGACGCCCGUAUCCGGAACAGAGUGCGUCGUCUGCUUCUCCUCAACAGCCUGCAUGCAGACACUACCAUGCAAUCAUAGAGUUGUCUGCCGAAAAUGCUUCGUCAAGACUAUACAAUCGGCCGUUAAUCAGCGAUGCCUACCGCUACGCUGUGUAAUUUGUCGUGAGAAAGUACUUAAACUUCAGCAAAAUCAACCCAACCAGAGGAGGCCACCCCCAUCACUAGCUCCUCAAUUAAGACGCUAUCAAGUGCACGCUUCUUCCAAAACUCCACCACCAGUUAGGCAAUCAUUUGUUGAACCUGUUAAACCAGGCUCAGCGGAGCCGAAACCAAUACUGAGAAGAGCUGGAAGAAAAACAGGGGUGUCUAGCAACAGGGUAAACGCCGUCACCUUUAACGAGCGCUGA
Dimorphilus gyrociliatus is the source of this 579-nucleotide messenger RNA. NCBI's taxonomy places the organism in Eukaryota, Metazoa, Annelida, Polychaeta, Dinophilidae. The record is from the annotation of a GenBank genome assembly.